This is a messenger RNA of Colletotrichum karsti, 2100 nucleotides long. RefSeq names its product acyloxidase. The transcript has a single exon. Lineage: Eukaryota; Fungi; Ascomycota; Sordariomycetes; Glomerellales; Glomerellaceae. Gene Ontology annotation, cellular component: peroxisome. Gene Ontology annotation, molecular function: acyl-CoA oxidase activity; FAD binding; fatty acid binding. Gene Ontology annotation, biological process: fatty acid beta-oxidation using acyl-CoA oxidase; lipid homeostasis. The record is from RefSeq and is a predicted model, not a curated record. The coding region runs from base 1 to 2100 and encodes 699 amino acids.
AUGCCGAAUACCCCGGACUGGGUCAAAAAACUACAGCCUUCGGGCCCUCAGGGCUCAGAGCUUCUCGCCCAGGAGAGGGCGAAGUCGAACCUCAACAUCGACCAACUGGCAACUUUUAUGUUCACCAACGAAGCGCUUGAACGCAAUGAGAGAAUAUUGAACAUUUUGAAGGCCGACCCCGUCUUCGACAAGACGCAGAACUACUUCCGAGGUCGCGAAGGCCGGAUCGAGGCCUCGCUGGCGAGGGGCAAGCGGCUGUUCCAGUUGAACAAGAAGCACAACUGGUCUCAGGAAGAAUAUCAGGUUGCUAAUGAGCUCAUCAGCGAGCCUACCCCCUAUGGCUUGCACGCGAGCAUGUUUCUCGUAACCCUUCGCGAGCAGGGCACACCAGAGCAGCACAAGAUCUUCCUCCAGCCCGCCGAAAACUACGAGAUUAUCGGGUGCUAUGCCCAGACCGAGCUUGGCCACGGAUCAAAUGUCCGUGGCCUCGAGACCACCGCAACCUGGGAUCCAGCAGACAAGACUUUCGUCAUGCACUCGCCUCAUUUGACCGCGUCGAAGUGGUGGAUUGGUUCCCUUGGCAAGAUGGCCACUCAUGCCGUCGUCAUGGCUCAACUCAUCAUCGACGGGAAGACUCGCGGCCCUCACCCAUUCGUCGUACCGAUUCGAGACAAGAACACCCACGAGCCACUCCCCAACGUUCACGUUGGCGAUAUCGGUCCUAAGUUUGGAUACAACACCAUGGAUAAUGGUUUCCUGCUGUUGAACAACGUGAAAAUCCCCCACAAUCACAUGCUGGCACGCUUCUCUUCUGUCGAUCCGCAGACAGGAAAGUACAGCCGCCCAGCCAACCCUUCCCUGGUGUACGGAACUCUCACCUGGGUGCGGUCCAACAUUGUUCUUCAAGCAGGAUCUGUUCUUGCCAAGGGCGUCACAAUCGCUACCCGAUACUGCGCCGUGCGUCGCCAAUUCCAAGAUCGCGAUGCGCCCGCAAACGAGCCUGGCGAGAACCAAGUUCUCAACUACACAAUGGUGCAAGUCCGACUUCUGCCUUUGCUUGCGGCUACCUUUGCUCUUCACUUUACUGGCCGCGGUAUGAUCAACCUGUAUAACGAAAACCAGAAGCGGAUGCGUGCCGAUGCCGGGAAGCUGAGCGAUGCUACCCGCAAUCCUGGUCCCGAGGAGCUCAACCCCGGGACUGACUUGUUGGCGGAUCUGCACGCUACCUCGUGCGCCCUCAAGGCGUAUGGAUCGACUGUGGCAGGCGAGGGUUUGGAGGUCUGCCGUCGCGCAUGUGGCGGUCAUGGCUACUCGUCAUUCAGUGGCAUCGGUUCUUGGUAUGCUGAUUACCUGCCGACUCUGACCUGGGAAGGCGACAACUACAUGCUCACGCAGCAAGUGUCCCGCUACCUGCUCAAGUCCGCUCGUGCAGUACUGAAGGGCAAAGCUGGCAACAACGACACAACCAGAAUCCUAUCCGAGUUCCUUCGCCGUAGAGAUAUUGGCGCGGCAUUUGAUGUGCUCGGCUCUGACGAAGAUCUUGUUGCGGCGUUCGCGUGGCGCGUUUCUUUCCUCACAUUCGAAGCUCUGCGUCACAGGGACGAAGACAAGCAGUCAUGGAACAGUCUGCUUGUUGACUUCUGGCGCCUGAGCACGGCACACGCGCAGUACAUGGUUGUCAAGAACUUCCACCAGGCCCUCAACGACAAGGCCACGACAGAUCAGCUGGACAAGGACACUGUUGAGCUGCUACACAAGCUUUUCAGGCUGUAUGCCUUGCACACACUGGAGCGUGAGGCCAGCGAGUUCUACAGCUCCGCUGCUGUUACCGUGCGUCAAAUCACGUUGGCGAGAACUAAAGCCGUGAUGAGCUUGCUCGAGGAAAUCAGGCCACAUGCCGUAAGGUUGGUCGAUGCUUGGAAGUUCGAUGACUGGGUUCUGGACAGCAGCCUGGGUCGAUACGAUGGAAAGGUGUACGAGGACAUGUUCAAGCGCGCGAGCGAGGACAAUCCUCUGAACAGCGUGGUAUUCGAUCCUUACCCCAAUAGUAAGGUUUUGUUUAAGAAGGAUGAGAGGAAGAACCUCCGAAGCAAAUUGUAG